AUGAUCAAGACGUCUACAAGAGCACCGCAUGCUAGAUCCCAUGUGGAAUCGAUCUCUAUGAAGAUCUCCAUGACGUCUUUCGUGUCGGCAUGUGCAUACAAUACGGGCGCCAGGCAAGAUUGGACAAGGAAUCGGGCAGCAAUGAUAAUUCCGGAUGCUUUACUGAUGAUCUUUAUCUGUGAGCAAAAGGAUCAAAAGAAGACAUACCUCAAGAUUUUCAAACAGGUUCUCAACCUUGUCCCCGGCUUACAUGCUAAGGCCAAGUCCAAAGGUAAUAAAGACUCGUUUCAGCUCUUACUUAACAUAAUGAUCAAAAGCAGCGCAAACGCUUGCGCUGUCAAUACGAUGCACAUGAAAAGAUUUGUCGCCAAGUAUGCGCCGCUCGACCCAGUCGUGCAACUGAUCAAACUGGCACUGAUGCAGAGCAACAAGUGCGACCGCGGGUUUUCACACCAGAUGCUUGCGCGUCUGUUGUGCCCUAACAAGUACCUUGCGCUCUUCGACAAGGAUCCCAUCCACACCUGGAACAAGCUCAAGAAUAACGAGAUCAAGGUGCUCACCAGGCAUUGGCCCACCUUUCUAUAUGAAGACUACCAAUACGACCCCAGCAACUGCGAGAAAGGCUUAUUUCGCGGCCGCCUUAUUCUCUGCACAUGGAAGGCUAUAUACAUAGGGCCCUCAGCUGCAAAAUUAGCACCGGGUGUCACGACAAUUUGCACCAAGAGCAGGAACGCAAAACUGCAUGGCAUCAACGUCGUGACGCCUCAAACAAUUGCGUAUGCCACUUGCCAGGCAUGCUUCGCCAUCAGCUCCAUUGACAUGUGGAGCCCAGACAAUGGAACCUUCAACUAUCCAACAUUCUACAGCAGGAUUGUUGAUCUAUUUGAGAUGUAUCAGGCUGACAAGUGGACAAAGGACACCCUUGCAUGGUGGAACAAGUACUAA
Heterobasidion irregulare TC 32-1 is the source of this 945-nucleotide messenger RNA. RefSeq lists its product as uncharacterized. The record is from RefSeq and is a predicted model, not a curated record. The coding region runs from base 1 to 945 and encodes 314 amino acids. NCBI's taxonomy places the organism in Eukaryota, Fungi, Basidiomycota, Agaricomycetes, Russulales, Bondarzewiaceae. The transcript is spliced from 6 exons.